This is a messenger RNA of Diorhabda carinulata, 1499 nucleotides long. RefSeq lists its product as uncharacterized. Bases 202 to 1428 code for a protein of 408 amino acids. The transcript has 3 exons. Gene Ontology annotation, molecular function: transmembrane transporter activity. Gene Ontology annotation, biological process: monoatomic anion transport; transmembrane transport. The record is from RefSeq and is a predicted model, not a curated record. NCBI's taxonomy places the organism in Eukaryota, Metazoa, Arthropoda, Insecta, Coleoptera, Chrysomelidae.
GUGAUGGCACUAUGACAUUUAUAUUGUUGACAAAUUGAAAAGAUAAGUAAAUUGACUAUUGGGAAUGCCAGCAUUGCAAAGUUAUUUAAAAUGAUAUAUUUUAAAAAUUAUUAUACAAAAACAAAAUUGUUUAGUGAGUUAUUAACAGCGCAUUAAUUCUACUCUACUUGGAACAAAGAAAAUUACAAUUAAAAAAUUAAUAUGGUGAGAAUACGGGGACUAACGAGAACCACUAGGAUAGUAGCUCUUUGCAGCUUUGCAAAUUUCAUUAAUAGCGCCGAUAGGGUAAUAAUGCCCAUAGCAAUGGUGCAAAUGACUGAUAUUUUUCACUGGACGUUACAUACUCAAGGUUGGAUUUUGUCAGCAUUUGCAUUUGGUUAUUUUACUAGUCAGUUACUAGGAAGUUUCUGGGCCACCCAAGUAGGUGCUAAGAAUGUAUUAAUAUGCAGUGUCUUACUUUGGAGCAUCGCAACAUUUAUGACCCCGUUUUUAGCAGGCAGUAUAAUAUCUUUAUUGGCUUGUAGAAUCAUACUGGGAUUUGCAGAAGGUUUAGGUCUCCCAACUAUAUUCCAUUUAUUUGCUCAUACUAUACCAGUAGAAGAAAGAUCAAGGGCAUUUUCUUACUUACUAGCUUCUGGAUCUGUGGGACAAACUGUUGCUUCGGUGGUGUGUCCACAUUUAUCAUGGGAAGCAUGCUUUUAUUGGUUUGGUUCACUCGGUUUCCUGUGGAUUCUCCUUUGGUACUGUUUUUAUCCGGAAGACGCAUACAGUACGGAAGACUCUCUACCUUUACACAUGCCAAAGGUUAUAUCCCAUACAAUUAGAUGGGCUGAUUUUAUAUUUAGUAAACCAUUAUGGGCUAUAUAUACCGCACAUUUUGCAAUGAAUUGGUCCUCUUAUAUCAUCAUGCAAUGGCUACCAACAUAUUUAUCUCGAUAUUUAGGUGCUAAUGCUCAUAGUUUAAGUUUGACUGCCGUACCUUAUAUUAUAAACUCCAUAUUCGGUGUGAUAAGUGGACAUAUAGCCGAUGGUCUGCUAGGUAAUAAAAAUUGGUCUGUUUUAAACGUAAGAAGACUCAUGACAAGUAUAGGAUUGAUAGGACCAGCGUUAUUUUUGGCAAUUUUUUGUGUAGUGGACCAUUUGGCGUUUGCUCUUAUUCUUGUCAGUAUAUCGAUGGGAUUGUCCGCAAGUAAUUCAGCCGGGCAUUUGAGUAACCACGUGGAUAUCGCACCUAAUUAUGCGGGAACUACUUUUGCUAUAAGUAAUACAAUUGCAACUAUUCCCGGGAUUCUAUGCGGGCCAGUUACCGCUAGUUUAGUGACGUAUUCGAAUGGAAAGUGGAUGUCUGUAUUCCUUGGUGCUACGUUCAUCAAUCUUACCGGUGCUUUUAUAUAUUUUACAAAUAGUGUUGCCACUCAGGUACUUUAAAUUGUAUCUAGAUUGUAUAAAAUGUAUUUAUUUAGGUUUAAGGAGAGAAUAAAUAUUGUUCCUAGAAAUUA